GAAGCCGGAAGUAGCCGCAGCCCGCAGAUCCGCUCGGCGCCCCAAAAAGCGGAGCUCGCUCCCCGUUCUCUGCUCCCCGCGACCAUGGCGGGGGUGAAAGCCCUUGUUGGUUUAUCCUUCAGUGGAGCCAUUGGUCUAACGUUUCUUAUGUUGGGAUGUGCCCUAGAAUAUUAUGGUGUGUACUGGCCCCUGUUUGUCUUGAUAUUUUACAUCCUUUGUCCCAUUCCUCACUUCAUUGCAAAAAGAGUAAGCGAUGACACUGAUGCAGCUAGCAGUGCCUGCAGGGAAUUGGCCUAUUUCUUCACAACUGGAAUUGUUGUUUCUGCCUUUGGAAUGCCUAUAAUCCUUGCACGUGUUGAAGCGAUCAAGUGGGGAGCCUGUGGUCUUGUGCUAGCUGGCAAUGCAGUCAUUUUUCUUACCAUUUUAGGCUUUUUUCUGGUAUUUGGUAGAGGAGAUGACUUUAGCUGGGAGCAGUGGUAGGACUUCACUAUGAUGUUGGUGAUAUGCAACAUACAUGUUUAUAUACUGUAUAUAUGUAUGUGUGUAUGUUGGAAUGUUUGUGCCUGCACAUGUAGCCUUAUGCUAUCCGAACAUAAUAUGCUUUUUUACACUUGUAUGUCAGCCAAAUUAAGGGGAAAAGAGCCUUCUGACAGCUUUUUAAAUAGGUACAGAAUAAGCUGAAAUCACAAUAGCUAAAUCUGUCCUUAAAUCUUUGUUUACACAGUGUGCACUAUUUUAUUGAUUUUUAGUUUUUAAUUUUGAUAUAAUACUAUUGGAAUGUAUGUUGGGAGUCAGCUAACAUAGCUGACAUUUUUAACAGCAUAAUCAAAAUGGGCCUAUAUAUUGACUGCACAGUUUAGUCUCCUGGUUUCGCUAACUUGAUUAACUUCUGUUUUGUGACUAGAAUGGAACAAAUAUUUGCCUUUGUAUUCAAAUAAUUGUAAUUUUCAGUAGCUUGUUCUCUCAGUUUAAAAAAAAAAAACCCAUUGAAUACCUAUAAUAGCUGCUGCCAAGUAUCUCUUGUUCAAUCCACAAUAAAGGGAGAGUGAGAAGUAUUGGAUGUUCUAGGAGGCUAUGUUCUAAUUUCUCUGCAUUCUCAGGCUCACCUUUGUAUUAAUGGCCCAUAGUGCACUACCAGAACCACAUCUGGUCUUGGAUCUCACUACAACAGGUAAAGGGAAAGGAGAUUCAACAAACACCCUCCCCUACACUCCUAUUCAGCAUUCAACAAAUAAAAAAGGAAAAUAUUCUGUUUUCAUCCCACUCUAGUUGUAACCGUGGGUGUAUGUUGGGGGUAAUCUGAUAACUCCAUUUUAAUGUCUUACCGUGUUAUAAACUGACAUUACUUCUUACCGUAUAUACUUGUUCAUAAGCUGAAUUUUUUUAGUAAAAAAGGGAAGCAUCAGAGACGGGGGUCGGCUUAUG
Molecule: messenger RNA, 1425 nt
Organism: Terrapene triunguis (Three-toed box turtle)
Lineage: Eukaryota; Metazoa; Chordata; Testudines; Emydidae
Product: leptin receptor gene-related protein
Exons: 4
Coding region: 85-480 (131 amino acids)
Biological process (GO): late endosome to vacuole transport via multivesicular body sorting pathway; negative regulation of growth hormone receptor signaling pathway
Cellular component (GO): endosome
Source: RefSeq, a predicted model, not a curated record